Messenger RNA from Angiostrongylus costaricensis, 309 nucleotides. The record is from the annotation of a GenBank genome assembly. Lineage: Eukaryota; Metazoa; Nematoda; Chromadorea; Rhabditida; Metastrongylidae.
AUGAUGGCGGCAUGUGACCACCAUUAUGGCAGAUAUCUUGCAGUUGCCGCGAUAUUUGGAGGCAGAAUGAGCAUGAACACUAUCGUUUACGACAUUCCUCCACGGGGAUUGGAAAUAUCAGCUACGAUCACCAGCAAUUCGACCGCCAUCCAGGAAAUUCUCAAAAGGAUUUGUGUCCAAUUUGCGGGUACGAGCCUUUUUUCGGCUUUUUUUCAUCAGAAAAGUUUUAGUGUGUUUUUUGCCCAACUUUUCGUUGAAUGCAAGUCGUCGUUUUUAUUGGAGUAUUAUUCCUUCGUGGUGGUAGAUUGA